Messenger RNA from Neopelma chrysocephalum (saffron-crested tyrant-manakin), 1098 nucleotides. Its product is annotated as monocarboxylate transporter 2-like. The record is from RefSeq and is a predicted model, not a curated record. Lineage: Eukaryota; Metazoa; Chordata; Aves; Passeriformes; Pipridae. Gene Ontology annotation, biological process: transmembrane transport; monocarboxylic acid transport. Gene Ontology annotation, molecular function: monocarboxylic acid transmembrane transporter activity. The transcript has 3 exons.
AUGGCACUGGGAUUUUUUGGAUUCAACAUGGUCUGGAUGUAUGUAACGACUGGCUUCCUACAGGGUCUCGGGAUUUCCUUUUCAUGGACACCAGCCAUUAGCAUUGUUAGCCAUUAUUUCUCCAAGAAAAGGGCUUUGGCCAAUGCUAUAGCCAGCGCUGGAGAAUGUGCCUUUGCAUUCACAUUUGGGCCAUUUUUCCAGUGGUUGAUUAGUCAGUAUGGAUGGAAAGGUGCCCUCUUGAUCAUAGGUGGCAUCCAACUCAAUAUUUGUAUCGGUGGAGCACUGAUGCGACCCCUGACAAGCAGCUGUCUCCUUGAGGCUCACCAUUCCCAAACUCAAACACCACCUGGCAAGAGUGCAUCCAGGACAGACAAAGAAGAUAAGUCUCCUAUCACACACAAAGCCUUAAACUGGAUGCUUCUGAAGCGACCAGAGUUUGUACUUUAUGCCAUUUUUGGCAUAUUAGCUGCUAUGAGUUUUUUUGUUCCUCCGUUAUUUUUAGUUCCAUUUAGCUACAGCUUGGGAAUAGAUGAAUCACGGACUGCAUCACUCCUAUCCAUUUUGGCUAUGGUGGACUUUGCAGGCAGACUGCUGUGUGGCUGGUAUGCCAAUCUCCACGUUACCAAAACCAUUCAUUUGCUGGUGAUGACGAUUACACUGAUCAGUACUUCCCUGAUGCUGUUGCCACUGGCUAACAACUAUGUUUCCUUGGCAAUAUUCACUGGCUUCUAUGGAUUCUUCUUUGGUACGACAGUCGCCAUUCACAUUACAGUGCUGGCAGAUGUUGUAGGCAUGCCAGAAUUUGACAGUGCUUUAGGGCUCUUCAUGCUCAUUCGAAGCUCUGGAGGUUUUGUGGGGCCCCCUCUUGCAGGUCUGAUUGUGGACAUGGCUGGAGACUACAGAGCAGGCUUUUACAUGGCAGGAGCCACUCUCAUCCUAUCAGCUGGAUUUUUAGUUAUUUUAGAUCAACUCCAACAGAGAAAAGAAAGAGGAAGCCAGACUAGUACUAAACCAGAAAAGGCAACAUUAUCCUACCCUUCCCUCCAUCUCCUGAAACACAAACACAGAAGCUAUUGACAACACAGUGUAGUGGUGUGA